Molecule: messenger RNA, 2390 nt
Organism: Ruditapes philippinarum (Manila clam)
Lineage: Eukaryota; Metazoa; Mollusca; Bivalvia; Venerida; Veneridae
Product: ras guanine nucleotide exchange factor F-like
Exons: 11
Coding region: 131-2341 (736 amino acids)
Molecular function (GO): protein binding
Source: RefSeq, a predicted model, not a curated record
ACUUUAUCUCACAGACACGGGAAAUGGGAAAGCGCGCAAAAGUGCGGCAAUUUCAACAAAGUAAAUAAAAGAUAAUUUCCAGGAACUAAUUUCCAUAACGGCUUUCAUUGAAACGGCGUUGCCAUAAAUCAUGACAUCAGAGACAGAGUUGUCUGUAUACUGUAUCGUUAAUGUUGCAUCUCCCCCAGUUGCACUAACCAGACGGAAGGAGACAGGAGCCUUUUAUUACCACUUGCCAGUUCCAAUACAAGAUCAGUUAGUAAUCUUCUGUGAGGGAAACUGGAACCCAGCUUCAUCAGAAUAUACAGUGACUGUAACUUACAAAGAUGAUGAGAUAGAGUUAGGGAAAAUAACAAAUAGCAGCAGAUGCUUGUUUUGGAAGCGGGGAGGGACCACAAUUCCCGAAUCAAUGUCAAACGAGGAUGAGAAAGGCCUGGCAAAGCUUGUAGUUGAAAUGUCUGAGGAGCCAAUACAAGUAGAAAAUAUGGAGAUAACAACAAACACCAAAACUGAUCUGAGACUUGUCAAUGAAAAUACUCCACAGUUAACUGAAGAGACAGAAAAUACACCAGAAAGGCCUCAGAAGAAACGGAAAACCAGUCUUACUAAUAAAGAUGAAAAAACACCAACAGGGCAGGCAUCUAAAAAACUAAAGACUAAAAAAGUACCCACAAGAUUGAGAACACCAAAUGAUGAUAAAAAAACAAAAAGUAAAGAGGAAUCUCCUAAAAAUGAAAAGAAAUCUGAUAAAUCUACCAAUAAAUAUACUAAAGGUAAACAAAAGGCUUCACUGUCUGAAAGUGAUGCUAAGGCAGAUAAAAAAGACCAGAAAUCACAUGAAAAGGACAUUUCAAGUGAAGGAGACCAGAAGUCAAAUAAUGUCAAAAAAGCUGACCAAUCUUCUGAAAAUUUGUCUGAGGAGUUGAGCCCUAGUGUAAGUAAAGGAAUGAAGACUGGGAAAGGAAGUGGGGGGAAACAAGGAAAACUUACUCCUUGGUUAAACACAGAGCAAAAUAUAAAUAAUGAAAACAAUGAUGUAGGUAAGAAACAAAAUGAAAAAAAUGUCAGAAAAAAGUCAGAAACAAAGAAGAAAAUGGACACUUCACAAUCUGAGGAAACAGAAGGGAAAACAAAAAGGACACGGAAGAAAAAAGAUAAUCAGAAUGAUAGUAUUAAUGAGGAUAGUGAAAAUAAUGAUUCAAAUGAUAACAAACUUACAAAUAUAGACAAGGAAAAUGUGCAGGUUGAUGGUAAUAUUCCAUCUGUUCAUACAGAUCAGAAAUCAGAGUCUGAAGAAAGAAUUCCUGUCAAAGAAUCAAAAAGUUCAUUUACCAUAUCUACCACUGGGAAAGCUGCAACUUGUAAAGAUCUUACUUUAAGAGCCUUAGAUCGCCCAACAGGAAGAUGGGGCCACAGCUUAUGUUUUGUUAACAGAAAUCUAUCAGUUUUAAUCGGUGGACAGGGGGAAAAACAGCAAAUCAGCAAGGACUCUGUUUGGGCUCUUGAUUGUGAAACAAGAAGAUGGAAAGAUCCCCCAACAGUUGCAGAGGGUCAGAAACCAGAAUAUAGAAUGGGCCACACAGCUUCUUAUGAUCCUCUAGUCAGAUGUAUUUAUGUGUAUGGAGGGUCAAAAAACACACGAUGGUUUCAUGAUGUCCACAUUCUAGAUAUUGAAGAAUGGAAAUGGCAAAUUGUUAAGGUAAAUGGUAAAGCUCCUACAAGAGCGUACCACAGUGCGACACUGUACCGACAUGAGUUAUGGAUCUUUGGUGGUGUUUAUCCUCGUCCAGACCCACAACCUGAUGGUUGUAGUAAUGAAGUCCACAUCUUUAGUCCAGUAAUGGAGAGCUGGUACUCUCCGAUAGUAUCUGGGGAGAAACCAAUCCCUAGAUCUGGGCAUUCAGCAACCCUCAUCAAUGACCAGUUGGUAGUGUUUGGUGGUUGGGAUGCUCCUAUUUCAUACAAUGAUCUUCAUGUUUUAGAUAUGAGUAUAGUUGAAUGGUCUCAGCCUAAUGUGACAGGUUCUCCACCAAGCCCUAGAAGUUGGCAUGCCUCCUGUGCCCUCAGUGGGAACAGACUGCUCAUACAUGGAGGAUAUAAUGGAGACUUCGCCCUAGAGGAUACACACAUAUUCAAUCUAGAUGAUCUUAGCUGGAUACGGAUCCAUGUUGAGAAUCCACCUUCAGCAAGAGUUGGUCACAAGGCGUUGUGUAUGCCUUAUCGUCAUGACAAUGAAGAAGAGGAUGAAGUCAUCAUAUUUGGAGGUGGUGAUAAUGACGGGGCUUAUUUUUGUGAUUUGUACAGUAUUUAUGUACCUUUUCAACCUGCAACAUUAUCAUGAUAUUUUGAUGUGAAAUAUUUACACUUAUAUUGUUAAAGCCUACUGGUUU